Molecule: messenger RNA, 825 nt
Organism: Salarias fasciatus (jewelled blenny)
Lineage: Eukaryota; Metazoa; Chordata; Actinopteri; Blenniiformes; Blenniidae
Product: RNA-binding Raly-like protein
Exons: 8
Coding region: 104-763 (219 amino acids)
Cellular component (GO): nucleus
Molecular function (GO): RNA binding
Source: RefSeq, a predicted model, not a curated record
CUCAUUUAUCCUAGUGCUAAAGUACCGCGGCGCGCGCGCUCGAGCCCUCACGCCGUCCGUCCCUCUGACACCUGAAACGAGCGCAAAGCUGGACCGCUACAUAAUGACCAUGUACAAACGGAAGCGUCGCAACCGUCGAUACAUAAACAUGGCAGGUGAGCCCAAGCCGUACAGGCCCAAAGCCGGCUCCAAGAGGCCGCUCACCGCCGUAUACAGUGGUUAUGAAUUUGAUUAUGAAUACUACAGGGACGACUUCUACAGCAGGCUUUUUGACUACCAUGGCAGAGUGGCCCCCCCUCCCAGAGCUGUGAUACCCCUCAAACGCUCAAGGGUGCUGGCUCCCUCCUCCCGCCGUGGAAAGACCUCCUUCCCCAUCAAAACAUCCUCUUCCUCCUCCUCUUCAUCCUCCAGACCUCCCACAUCCUCAUCCUCCGGGGUCAAACCAGUGAAGACAGACCAGCUUCAGACUAUCAAGCGGGAGCUCACUCAGAUCAAGAUGAAGAUUGACUCUUUGCUGGGCCGCCUGGAGAAGAUUGAGAAGCAGCAGAGAGCCGAAUCAGAGGCUCAAAGAAAGUACGAGGACAACUGCGACUCCUUGCAUGAGGAGUCGGUGUCAGAGGCGGCGGACAACUCUGGGGAGGAGGCGGGCGAGGGGGCGCUGGACGUGGAGGCGGGAGAGAUGACCGAUGGCGGCGAGGACGAAUACGAUGAGGAGAGCAGCCACCAUCUGAUAGAAAACCACGUAUCGGAUAUUGACAACUGAGAUCAGGGUGGGGAAGCAGACUCUCCUGGCCAGUGGGAUUAGAAUUCAUCAUCACCUUCGAG